CUCCAGCACGCCGCCCGCAGCACGCUCAUCCUCCCGGUUUAGAUAAGCUUUGUGACGGGGUGGAAGUCGGCGCUUCGCCCCCUCGCCACGCCGCGUACGGUCGUUCCUGCCCCCACCAGCCUUCUCUCCCUCAGUCGUUCAUCUUCUCCCUCCCCGUCGAGCGCCACUAAAUCAGGCAAGCCAGCGGCGAAGGCGAAGCUAUUGUAAUUAUUUUCUGUCUUCAAGCCACGUCUUUUUCGGGGGCUACUUUCUCCCUCCCCCUCGUCCACGGCAAAUUCGGAGCGCUGCGCCUGGAGAGCCUGCUGAAGAGCAACGCUGGAGGACGAGAGGUAGUCGUCGUUGUCUUCGUCUUGAAGGAAUGGGCGAUGGAAUGCGCCGCAGCUUUGCAAUGAGACACGCGUGGCUCUGCUUCUUGCUCGCCAGCCUCACCUGCCGUCUGAGCCUCCAGCAAGAGGCGACAGGGACGCCCACCGAGGCGGAAUUAAUUAACAACAUUACCGUGUUCACUCGCAUCCUGGACGGACUGCUCGAUGGCUACGACAACAGGCUCCGCCCUGGACUGGGAGAAAAGGUGACGGAGAUCAAAACCAACAUUUUUGUCACCAGCUUCGGUCCUGUCUCGGAUACAGAAAUGGAGUACACCAUCGACGUGUUCUUCCGCCAGAGCUGGAAGGACGAGCGCUUGUGCUUCGAAGGCCCCAUGAAGAUGCUGCCGCUGAACAACUUACUGGCUAGCAACAUCUGGACACCCGACACGUUCUUCCUCAACGGCAAGAAGUCCAUCGCGCACAACAUGACAACACCUAACAAGCUGCUGAGGCUGCAGGACGACGGCACGCUGCUCUACACUAUGAGAUUGACCAUAUCUGCGGAGUGCCCAAUGCAACUGGAGGACUUCCCCAUGGACGCGCACGCUUGUCCCCUUAAGUUUGGAAGCUAUGCGUACCCGGUUUCAGAGGUUGUCUACACAUGGGAUAAAGGCGCUGCCAAGUCAGUGGUGGUUGGCGAGGAGGGCUCUCGUCUCAACCAGUACCACCUGAUUGGUCAGACGGCCGGCACAGAGGACAUCUCCACCAGCAGAGGUCAGUACACAGUGAUGAUGGCUCACUUCUACCUGAAGAGGAAGAUUGGCUACUUCGUCAUCCAGACGUACAUGCCGUGCUUCAUGACCGUCAUCCUGUCGCAAGUCUCUUUCUGGCUCAACCGCGAGUCUGUGCCCGCACGCACCGUCUUUGGCGUGACCACGGUGUUGACCAUGACCACGCUCAGCAUCAGCGCUCGUAACUCAUUGCCCAAAGUGGCCUACGCCACCGCCAUGGACUGGUUCAUCGCCGUGUGCUACGCAUUCGUUUUCUCCGCCCUCAUUGAGUUUGCUACGGUUAACUACUUCACCAAGCGGAGCUGGGCCUGGGACGGCAAGAAGGCCAUGGAGGCCCAACAACCCAAACGGAAGGAUCCUUUGGCGCUGUCCAAGAAGCCCAACAACGCCUGCGCGGCCGGCGUCAACUACACGGCCAACCUGACCAAGGACGCGUCGGUGUCCACCAUUUCCAACAGCACGUCCGUGCAGCUCAAGGCGGCCCCUGAGUCCAAGGGCGCCGACCCCAAGAAGACGUACAACAGCGUGAGCAAGAUUGACAAAAUGUCCCGCAUCGUGUUCCCUGUGCUCUUCGGCACCUUCAACCUGGUCUACUGGGCCACCUAUCUCAACCGGGAGCCUGUCAUUAAGGGAGCCGUUUAGCGGGAACUGACACAUCACCGCCGAGCACUUAACGUUCCAAAUGUCAUCUGUCUCUUUUUCGUUGGAGGUAAUUCAUUGCAUGUCGCUUCUGCUACACUUAACCUUGCCUUCAUGACCAUGUUUUUCACAUUUUAGCAUUUGGAUUUGAUUAUAGUUCUCUCUGGAAAAGGACAGAAGGCGGAGUGCAAAAGGAAAAUACCUUUUUUGCCAUUUAGGUUUGAAGCAGCAGUUUUAAGGUUAGUUCUGCCAUUUCCAGGGUUUUUCCAAAGAUUAAGAUGUUCUACAGAUUUGCUUUAAUUGCUACAAAAUAUGAGACAAUUUCAAGAGACUGAUUUGUGGUAUUAAAUCGCAAAAAAAAAAAAAGUUAAGCAUGGCAUUAAAAAAGACACAAUUCUUUUAAAUUACUAACAGAACAGAAAAUUAGGUAUGAAGUUCUAUCAAUAAUAGACCUACAAAAAAAAGUCUCAAAAACUAUUCUUAAAAAGACUGCCAUUUUUUGGUUCGUUUUAGAAAAAUAUGGAUUUUUAUGCCACAAUUUUAAAAAAUGCAGCCCCUGAACACAAUUCUUGGAAGCAGUGUUGUUUUUGGCAACGCUUUUAAUUUUCAUCUUAGUCUUUUGGACGAUAAUUAGUCUCAGUCAUAUUUUAGUCAUCUCAAAAUGUGUGUAGUUUUUGUUGACAAAUUCUCAAGACUAAUUUCGUCAAAUUUUAGUUGACGUUUGCUAAAAAUGUUUUCGUCUGUAAAAUUUAAAAAUUUUACUCCAUACACAAAUAAGGGUUUCCAGACUAAAUUCGUCAAAUUUUAGUUGACGUUUACUAAAAAAUGUUUUCGUCUGUAAAAUUAAAAAUUUUACUCCAUAAAUAAAUAAGGGUUUCCAACUAUUUCGAAUGAAAAUUGACGGACGAGCACAUAUUGUAGCCUUUAUCUACAAGGAAAACGCCAACUUGGUGAUAAUACACACUCAGCAGGAAAACGGCAUAUUAUUUUCAAUUAAUUAAUCCCACCUGGACGCUAAGAACUGUAAAUAAAAAAGUUAGCAUUUGCCUAAUACUUAACGCGUAUGCUACGCUAACGCUACGAGUUACAUUUAGUGCGUGAUGAACACUCAGCACAGACCUUUAAAGGCUAAACCAACAUUGCGUCUUCUCUCUGGCCAAGAAAACAAAUCUUACCGUGUGUGCAAGCCUGCAUAGAGACUGGAGACGACACACCGGUGCAUCAAAAAGGGAGGGAGGGGGUGUAGCGUGUCACGAGUGGCACAACCAGACACUGCUACGAUGCAGGCUAACUACACAUUCACACAUUGUGAAUGUGACGGAUAGUAUUGUGCAUUUUUCGUCACGUUAUGUUUUCGUCUCCCAAAACACGUUUUUAACUCAUAAUCAUCUUAUCAUCGUCAGGAAAAAAGUGUUCUUUGACAAAACAUUUUCAUAAUGGUCGUCGUUGACGAAAACAACACUGCCUGGUAGGCUUGUCAAUCAAUACUAGACCCACAAAAAAUUCACAAGACGUUUUGGUUUGAAGUGACCAAUUUUUAUGUCAUUUUUAUGGGUCAAAACAAUAUAAGAAACUUCCACAAUUUUUAAAAUUUCAGCUCCCCAAGAUUGUUCCACUGAAAAAACAAAUUUUGGUAGUCAGAACUGUCAAAAGUAGACCUACAAAAAGUUUCAAACUAUUUUCAAAAAGACGCAAGUCGUCUGACAUUUUGAUUUGAAACGGUCAUUUCAGGCAUCUUUCCAGAGGUCAAUAAAAAUUGGUCACUACACAAAAUUUAGCUCCUUGAAGCCAAUUUAACUUAGGCCAAGUUUACACGACAACGAUCUUACGCAGUAGGACAAAAGUGGCGUUUUGCUGUUCUUUUAAUUCCGCGUUUACACAACCAUUAUGUCUAGGGAAAACUGAGUGUACAUGGAAGCGCAAAAGGGCAUGAGAUUUCCAAUUUGCCGAUGUAGUAUGCAUUCCCAAUGUGUAGGUGGCAGCACCACCAAAACUUGAUUCCUGCGUGUAACCCUUCCCUUCUGCUGUUUCCUCUUUCAUCCUGGUCAAAUAACAACAUGGCGAAGCGCAUCAGGCAGAAUAAUUGGUAGAGUUGUCCGAUAAUGAUUUUUUUUCAACAGAUAUCCUGAUAUUGUCCAACUCGAAAAAUCUGAUACUGAUAUAUGCCAUCGUGGACUUUACAUACUAUGGCUAAUUCAUGAGUUUAUAAUUCAUUAUUUUUCAGUCAUUUAUCAUUCAUUUAGUUUUUGCUCCAUGAAUGCAAAUGGUCUGCUCACAUAACUAAUCCCUUGCGUCUUAGUUUGGAGACACCAAAUGGUCAAUAAGCAUAACUGCUGUGCUAAGCUGUGACCAGCCCAUGUACCAAGGCAUAAGGCGUCUACAUUCCCUUUAAAGGCAACCUGCAUAUUGGUCCAAAACCGACGUUGAUAAUAUCCAAUAUCAUUUUAAAAUGCGUUUAUCGGCCGAUGUUAUUGGCUACCCAAUGACAUCGGACAACUCAAGUACAAGUAAUUAGAGUAGCGAAUAGUUGCCUAGAUUCUUGAAUAAUCUUGAACGCAGUUAGGCGUGUACAAGGUUGCUACUUGAAAACAUUGUCGGACUAUCCGUGUGCACUGAUCAAGAUCUUCACCCCCUUCUCUCACAAACAUGUUGGAGCAUUAUCGCCACCUACUGUCCUGAAGUACAAUUCCGUUGUCACCUAAAACUUAGGUGUGUGCCGGUAUGAGAUUUUGACAGUAUGAUAACCUUAGGCAAAAAUACCGCGGUUUCACGGUAUUGCAAUUAUAGCUCUAAAAUGUGUUAUUUUGAGAUGUAUAGGUUUGAAAAAAUAUUAUUAAUUAGUUGAAUAUUAAUGGAGAGCGAGAGCAAGAGACUGAGCGCCUGUGUAUGACUCGUAUCAUUAUUUACGCAUACACGCACCCAACCACUCUCAACACAGAAAGUCGCCAGAGAGAAAAAACACUACCAGCUCUAUUAUGAAAAUGUUAUUUUGAAUAGAUGUUUAUAAAGGCGAAAGACUUUACAAAAGUAGGCUAAUGGUAGAUAGGAAACUAGUUAGCCGGCAUGCUAACUAGCCACUUUAUCUGCCUCAUUAACAAGCUUACGUUAUAGGAUUUGUUUUACCAUCGCUAGACACACUAAAAACACUGGAGUAAACUCUCUUAGCUGGUGGGAAGCGUUCUCAACAGCGUUUACUUACCUUAAAUUUUGUGUAAAGUGACAGAUGAUGGUCACAUAAAUGUGAAAUCAGGACCUUGGAGGUCCUGCAGUCCUCUAAGCCGCGGCCGUCUGUUUCUUUUCGGUAGCCGAAGUACUCCCAUACUAGCGACUUUGUCUGUUUUUGAUGGGGGAAAAACCUCAGGUGUAUUUUCGACACCUUCAGCCAUUGUGUCUAUUCUACAGCACAGCGACAGACACAGGACAGAGCAACAACCAGAGGGGGACGGUUGAGCGCUGCCGUUCCAAGUCGCGGAUUUCUCGCUGUAUUUUUGGGACAUAAAAAAUAGCUAAUACCGUACUACGGUAUGACAGAAAAUUUUAGUGGUUUUGAAACCGUUAUACCACGGUAAACUUUGAAACCGGCACAUGCCUAUCUAACGGGCCGUUUACAUGGUGACUCUCCGAGAAAACGAAAAAUUUCCAUUUUGCAUUUAUAUGGGCCCGUCUCCAUUCGAACAAUGUCGCAAUUCUACAUGAAUACGAUGUAGUAUUCAUGCCAAGUCCUAGGUUGGCAGUGCAGAUUUCCAAGGCGACAGCGAAUGAUGCUCUUUGACCCCAUCAAGCUCCUCAACCCGGAAAAAAUAUGCCCGCCCACUCGAACCAAUGGCAUUUUUCUUUUGGAAACAUUCAACAUAUUUAAUUUAAAAAUAUUUUUAAAACAGUAAAUUAAAGCCGACAUUCCGCCAUAUUUGCUGUUUUUAAUGGUUAGUAGCACCGCAGCGCAAGCCCAAUGUGACAUGUACGAGUGCUGAUGUUAUCGACGCGGUCUCGCGCCGUGGGAACCUUGGAAAUGCAUUCGGAGCAAGCCCCCGCCAAUCGACCGCAAUCGAAUUCUUCCACUUUGGAGGCAGGAUUCAGAAUUUUUCGUCUUCGCCGACACCAUAUGCACGCGAGCCCAUUCCGCUACUCAGUCAUUGCGUCUUUGUGUCGCAGAGUCGCCAUGUAAACUGCCCCUAAAACUUACUUUUGCGUUGUAAACUGUUUAGACAGCGACAACAGGGGGCAGCGUUUUCAAACGGCAUACAGCAUGCAGGCUAUAUUUAGACCGUGACGUCGCAUCAUAAAGCAGAAGUAAAGCCGAAGUGUGACAUUAUAGACCCGCUCUCGCAUAGAAACCAUGUUAAAGGUGCUACUUUUCUCCGGUAAUCUUUCAAAAACGAACAUGCCGAUCACACAUUGUUUUUUUUGGAACUUGUAGAAACGACUCUAGACAUUACGACAUAUGUUACGACACAAACGGAUGUUUUCUUCAUACGUUUCCCCGAAACCAAAAGCUCGGAGGAAAAAAUAUGAAGAAUGAAUGAACUUGCGCGGACUUUUAACGACAGCUCGAUGAAUCCAUUCACAUUUCAUAUGCAGUAAACAUUUUGUUGGGUUGGCAUGGUCUUACAGAGAACAAAGAGGUAAGCUAUUAUGAUAUUUUUAACCUAUUUUUUAGCGUAACGUGCAGUGCUGUUUCUGUCUGACAAUGAAUGACCUGAAAAUAAUUAAAAUGGUGUCUGACUGACAGUUACCUUUUCUGUUGUAAAAAAAACAAUUUUAGUAAGGGGGAAGUGUAAAUAAAUUAUAUAAUUAAGAUUUGUUAUCAAUGAAAAAGUUAAGUGUUUAUUGGCUGUCACUGAGUAGCAUUUGCGAUCGCUACACAAAACUAACUACAUUACCCCCAAGAACGGUCAGAGACGCAGGACAACCAGAGGAUGUAUAAGAAACACAAGGCUGGUGGUAAAGGAUAGCUUGUUGAAACAGGAGAAUGUCAUUGUCAGUCACGUAAGAAAAAGGUGUCGAUAAAAAAGCUAAGGCUAUGCUUAGGUCGUCUCAUUUAUUUCGUCUUUUUCAGCCCUCGACACUCAAGCCAUCUACUUAACUGAACAUUUUUAUGUUCUUCCACAUCUUUGCCAGUGAAUUUGGCACCAGGGACAUCAUUUUCGGAGAGAAUUGGUAGGUUUAGCACUGUAAACAUCUCCUUCGUACACGAUUUCCAUUCAUUUACUAUUGGGGACAAGCUCUCGUUUGUCCCCACUUAGCAACAAUAGCUCACGCUAUGAAUAUUAAUGAGUGGAAGUGACGUGUUGCUUGCGGUACGCGAUUUUUUGCCUUAUCAGCCCCCCAAAACGCUGUCACCGUGUAAACGAUAGGGCUUCCUGGAAAAGUUUUUGCGUUGUCACCCCCGUUGUCGUGUAAACGGCCCCUUAAUCAGACCCACAAAAAUUUCUCAAGAAACCAUGUCUAUAAUCACAAAGAAAUUUGACCAUUUUGUAUGAAGUGGCAGUUUAGGUUGAGUUUAGAUGUGUUUAAAAACUUUUUUUUCCCCCUCCAAUGACCAACAAAUUUAAACCACGUCUACUAAAGAGAUGGGCAAAUGAACUUUUUUUGUCAAUGAAUGUGGGCGCAGCAUGGCAGCAAGGCCAAAUGCUAUGCAAAACUUAUGAUUAGCCCACAGCAGCUUGUAUACGUAUCCCUUUUUUGAAUGGUUCUUUUGUACAAAUGAGAAUUUGUCACAAAGCCAUGUCAACCAAUGUAUUUUGCCUUCAGAGUGCUCUUGGCCACCAAAGGCACUCCUAACUUGUUCUGGUAUGUCUGGCUUUGUUUGAAGCUAUUUUCUUGCCGCUUUUUGAAAUUUUUUUUCUUGUAUUGGAAAAAAAAAAAAAAUUGUCGAGGUAGUAUUUUUCCUUUUUCUUUUGUCCUUCUUAAAUUCCGACUUGUGAUUGUUUUUCGUCCGCGCAAAAACUGAUGAGAAUUGAUAAGAAACUUGUUUUAAAUUAUAUUGUACUUAAUUUAAUUCAGGAUUUUGACGAGGGAAUAUUUGUGUUUAUAAUUCCCAUCAAAUUCCGCUUUCACUCCGGUUCGUUUUGGUGUGGCUUUAAUACUUAUUAGUAUUUUAUCUCUUUCCAUGUGGUCCUGUUUUUAAAUGACAUUUUCCCUGCUUAAAAUGUAUGAUUUAUGUAUAUUUCCAUUUAUUCAGCAGCAAAACCACAACGCUAGUCUCGGAGUGGCUUUAGUUUUGAUAGAAUACAGUGACGCCUUGUAAUUUAUUGUUGUUUUUAUGAGUUCGGGAAAAAAAAAAAUACAAGCAUUUGUUCCAGUUAUGAAAAA
Corythoichthys intestinalis (scribbled pipefish) is the source of this 8050-nucleotide messenger RNA. RefSeq names its product gamma-aminobutyric acid type A receptor subunit alpha5 (gene gabra5). Bases 359 to 1741 code for a protein of 460 amino acids. The transcript is spliced from 11 exons. Gene Ontology annotation, molecular function: benzodiazepine receptor activity; GABA-gated chloride ion channel activity; GABA-A receptor activity. Gene Ontology annotation, biological process: chloride transmembrane transport; synaptic transmission, GABAergic; regulation of postsynaptic membrane potential. NCBI's taxonomy places the organism in Eukaryota, Metazoa, Chordata, Actinopteri, Syngnathiformes, Syngnathidae. The record is from RefSeq and is a predicted model, not a curated record. Gene Ontology annotation, cellular component: plasma membrane; neuron projection; postsynapse.